UAAUAAAUGAGCAAUUACGGAAGUAAAAUGGAUGGAGGUGAUGUUAGAAAUCAUUCAAAAAAUAAGAUGAGUACAAAGACGCUUAACUAUUCUUUGUUCAGCCCAAAGAGUAAACCCAAAAAGAGUAGAUUUUUAAACAAGAACGAAAAAGUUAGGAGAGUUGCUAAGAAGCCUACAACUGAUCCCAGAAACCUCAUGAAGGAAAGAUUUCAGAGAAUAAAGAGUUUAUCUCCGAUGCAAAGGAUCUUAAACACAGUUGCUCGUAAAAAUAAUCGGAGAGACAAGAGUAGUAGAAAUAUAGCAAAAUUUCGCUUGAUGUCGGGCAAAAUGAACCAACGAGCUUUCAGCCCUGCAGCAAAGCUUAUCAGGAAUAUUAUUCGAAAUGAAAGUAGCUCCUUCAGAUCAUCCUCUAAAAAGAAUUCAAAGAGAGGUACUCCUUCUUCAAAAUUUUCCAAAAGAAAGUUAAAACUUAACCUAAAAGAUAAGUUCUCAAAGUUUAUGAAGCAAGAGAAAUCUAAGAAGAAAUAUAACAUCAGGAUAUCUAAGAUAUUCGGAGGUUCGAUUCUCUCCCCUUCUAAGCAGAAUAUGUCCCAGAAUACUAGAUAUAGCCAUAUCUCUAUGUCGGAGCCUCAUCAAGAUCAAUUACAGGAUAUUAACAAGAGAAAAUCUGAAUUUGUUCCAUUGAAUCCUACAUGUCAGAAGUUUGAGGUUUACAGAUCAAUGAAUCAAGAUGAUGGCUCUCCUAAUAUCCUUAGCAGGUUCCUCAAAAAAGACACUUUAAAUUCAUCUGAAGGGUUCUGAUUUCCAAGAAUGAAGGAUACACAGCAUGGAAAUUUCCUUGAUGCUUUCACUCCGAAGUAAAAUAAUGCUGUAUAAAAUUAUGUUGAUUCAUGA
Molecule: messenger RNA, 894 nt
Organism: Moneuplotes crassus
Lineage: Eukaryota; Ciliophora; Spirotrichea; Euplotida; Euplotidae
Source: the annotation of a GenBank genome assembly